AUGUCGAGCAGUCGAACGAAUCGUAAAAACCCGGUCUCAGCGGCAACAAAUUUGGUUGCUGGCGGUGGAGCUGGAAUGAUGGAUGCUCUAAUAUGUUUCCCACUCGACACAAUCAAAGUCCGCAUGCAACUGGCAAGACGUACCCUCGAAGCAGGCGUGAGGAAUAAAGGCUUCGUCGCUACCGCUUAUGACAUUGCGAAGAGAGAAAACUUCAUAGGAUUCUACAGAGGAUUGGGUGCAGUCACGGCAGGCAUAAUACCGAAGAUUGGUAUUCGCUUUGCUAGCUACGACUGGUAUAGACAAGCACUCGUUGGGAAGGAGAACAUGUCAAACGCUUCCAUGAGCGCAACUUUUAUCGCUGGCCUGGCUGCUGGAGUUACUGAAGCCGUGGCUGUUGUCACGCCGAUGGAGCUGGUCAAGAUCCGAUUACAGGCACAAAAUCAUCAUACCCCUGGCAAUGUUACUCCACCGAAGUACCGCAACGCCGUGCAUGCAUUCCUCACAAUCUUGAAAGAAGAGGGGCCUUCUUCGUUAUGGCGAGGUGUAUCCUUUACAGCCCUCCGACAAGGAAGCAAUACAGCAGCGAAUUUCACCGUGUAUACUCCUCUCAAGGCUCUGGCAGAACGAAAUCGUGUCGAUCAGUCUGUACCUCUACCCUCGUAUCACAUCGCCUUCAUCGGGCUCAUUGCUGGAGCUGUUGGGCCUCUUUGCAACGCCCCCAUCGACACGAUCAAGACUCGACUGCAAAGGGCCCCGACAGAAGCCGAGCGUGCUCAGACAUCAACGCAGCGUGUGGUGACGAUUUGCAGUACCCUAUAUCGGCAAGGCGGUCUUGGGGCGUUUUGGGCCGGAAUCGUUCCUCGAGUAGCCCGCGUUGCACCAGGUCAAGCUGUGACAUUCGCUGCGUAUGAGUUUCUUAGAGAUCAGUUGGAAAAGUUGAAUUAG
Zasmidium cellare ATCC 36951 is the source of this 945-nucleotide messenger RNA. RefSeq lists its product as uncharacterized. Lineage: Eukaryota; Fungi; Ascomycota; Dothideomycetes; Mycosphaerellales; Mycosphaerellaceae. The record is from RefSeq and is a predicted model, not a curated record. The coding region runs from base 1 to 945 and encodes 314 amino acids. Gene Ontology annotation, biological process: transmembrane transport; fumarate transport; succinate transport. The transcript has 2 exons.